Molecule: messenger RNA, 1593 nt
Organism: Corylus avellana
Lineage: Eukaryota; Viridiplantae; Streptophyta; Magnoliopsida; Fagales; Betulaceae
Source: RefSeq, a predicted model, not a curated record
UUCAAAUCAAGCGGAGGGAACAAAACCAAGUUACAGACCUUAAAGCACAAGCAACAAGAAGGAGAAGAAGAAGAGGAAUAAAGUUAGGGUUUCGUAGUCCUUCACUUAUCUGCAUUAAUUUCUCGAUCUAUGCGAUUCAGCGAAGUCUGUUUCUGCUUAUGAUCAAGUUCUUCUAGGGCACAAAUUUAGAGAGAUAAAGAGAAGCUUACGCGAGAGAGCUAGGACCAUGCAAACAGAGGCGAGAGUAGGAGUGGUGGUGGAAGGAGGAGGGCAGAGAGCUAUAAACUCGGGCCACGUCGAUGGCGGUGCGAGGAAGCUCGCGCAGCAAUCGCAGAUCGGAACGGUGUCGCAGCUUCUUGCCGGAGGCGUCGCCGGAGCUCUCAGUAAGACCUGUACGGCGCCGCUUGCUCGGCUUACGAUACUUUUCCAGGUGCAAGGUAUGCACUCUGAUGUUGCAACAUUGAGAAAGGCUAGCAUAUGGCGUGAGGCUUCGCGGAUUGUUAGUGAAGAAGGAGUUCGAGCUUUUUGGAAAGGGAAUCUGGUUACAAUUGCUCACCGUCUACCUUAUUCUUCUGUCAAUUUCUAUGCAUAUGAGCACUAUCAAGAGACUGUGUUGCAGAUGCUAAGGGUGAUUCCGGGACUGGAAAACCACAGAGAAAAUAUGGGUGCAGGCCUUUGUGUGCAUUUUGUUGCUGGUGGUUUGGCUGGAAUAACGGCUGCUUCAAUUACUUAUCCAUUGGAUCUUGUAAGGACACGCCUUGCAGCUCAGACAAAUUUAAUAUACUACAGAGGUAUUUGGCAUGCUUUACAAACCAUCUGCAAAGAGGAGGGCAUUUUGGGUCUCUAUAAGGGGCUGGGAGCAACACUCUUGGGUGUCGGACCAAGUAUAGCUAUCAGUUUUUCAGCGUAUGAAACCUUGAGAUCUUUCUGGAAGUCGCAUAGGCCCGAGGAUUCUACUGCUAUUGCCAGUCUGGCUUGCGGAAGUCUUUCAGGAAUCGCGUCAUCAACAGCAACAUUUCCGCUGGAUCUUGUGAGGCGCCGUAAGCAAUUGGAAGGGGCAGGUGGCCGAGCUCAUGUCUAUACAACAGGCCUUUUUGGUACAUUUAGGCACAUAAUCCGGACAGAAGGCUUACAUGGGUUGUACCGAGGGAUUCUGCCUGAAUACUACAAGGUGGUGCCUGGUGUAGGUAUUUGUUUUAUGACUUAUGAGACACUGAAGAAGCUUUUGGCUGCCUGAAUACUACGAGGUGGUGCCUGGUGUAGGUAUUUGUUUUAUGACUUAUGAGACGCUGAAGAAGCUUUUGGCUGAUAUUACGGACGGUUCAUAGUUGCCACCACUCUCUGGGAGCCCAGACUGCAAUUAACAGGAUGGGGUGGUUGAAUUGUUAUGUAAGCUCAUUUCUUUUCUUGGGUUCUCUCAUGGUAGUUGAUUUUGUGCUGCUGUGAGAAUUGCAUUUUUGCAUGUAUAGAUAGGAUACAGAACAAUUAAAUUUCAUACCUAAGUGUACCGACAGACACUUGUCGUCCUGAGAAUUCUCAGUGAUCAUCCCUUCUCAACACCUUUAUUUUUAGUUGCAAAUUUUUGCUGUUCUU